UCGCUGUAGAUCACACCGUUGUGAUCGAUUGUUGUAGCAAGCCGAAGAAAGUCGGUAUUAGAGAUUCGCACUUGGAGAGGCCUAGCCUGGGUGUCCUGUGCUUCGCAAGUCUCAAGAACCUCACUAGAGUGCCCAGUGGUUCCACUUGCCUUCUGCUGGCUGAAAACAAAUAAGCGAUCGUGCGUGUGUCUGUGUGCCGGAGGGUGGACUAAAAGAUAAGACGCGGUGACAAACAAGUGGAGUUACUUAGCCGCCGGGGCCGGGGGUGCCGUGCAUCUUAAGGCCGAAGAUAAAUGAGAUAGCAGGGGGGACGAAGGAAGGAAGCGGAAGGUCCUCCCAGAGAGAAGCCGGAGGCGAGCAAAAUAGGAAAAUAAAUGACUUAAGAAGGGUGGAAAAGAAACGUGAGACGCGAACGACGCGAGAUGCUAAUCAACAAAGAAACCAUUCCGUACAGGAUGGGCCUGCAGCCCUUCUACUACUACCAGUCGUCGCCGCCGGUGAGCAAUGAGCGCCUGGUAGGGUACCACCACCCGAUCACGCCACCGUACCACGCCCCGUACGACUUCGUCCUGCCGAUGCAGUCCCCGACGACGCCGACCGGCUCCGUAGCCGCGGCGGCCGUUGCAGCCGUCGCAUCCGCGGCCGGAGUUCCGCUGCCGCCGGGUGCCACUCGCCCAGCAUCACCUUCGCCAUCGGCCACCUCUUCGCCGCUGUACUUUUACCUCAACGGAGCCGCCAACGGCACAACCCACGGUGGUGGUGGCCACGAUGGAAAGGAAGACAUUAGCUCGGUGCCAAUGUCACCACCGCAUACGCCGCCACUCCAGGAACCGGCCGGCGAGCCAUCGUUCGGUGCCACCGCACGGAACUCGGUCAUCAUGAAGGUCCACAAUCAGCAGGUGGUGCCGAUGCGCGGCGGUGACGACGCUGACACCGAACCGGAAACGGUGGAAGAAUUCAUCUGUCGCUGGGAGAACUGUUACUGUGUAUUCUUCAAGCUGGAAGAUCUGGCCAGUCACGUAACGCAGAAGCAUGCCGUCAUCGGGCUGGAUAGUUUGUACUACUGCCGCUGGGAGCGCUGUACGCGCCAGGACCGGGGUUUCAACGCGCGCUACAAGAUGCUGGUCCACGUGCGCACCCACACCAAGGAGAAGCCGCACCAGUGCGGCAAGUGCGGAAAGUGUUUCUCGCGGGCCGAGAACCUGAAGAUCCAUCUCCGUUCGCACUCGGGCGAAAAGCCCUACGUUUGCCCCGUCGAGGGCUGCAGCAAGGCCUACUCGAACUCGUCGGAUCGCUUCAAGCACACGAGGACGCACUCGAACGACAAGCCGUACGUGUGCAAGGUGGCGGGCUGCAACAAGCGCUACACCGAUCCGUCCUCGCUCCGGAAGCACGUCAAAACGUUCAAACACUCGGGCUCGGUCCGGGCGCACCUGCUGCCGGACGUGUGCCUCGAGUUUGAGAGCUUCUCGCAGGACAGCACCAAGUCGUCCGGGCACCCGGCCACCGCCUCCGCCAGUCCGGCCUACUCCGACUCGGACACCGACCCCGGGCUGCUGAUCGAUGUGGUCAACCUGGAGGGCGGUGGCACCGGUGGCGAGCAGCGAAUCCUGUACGGUGGCGAUUACCCACCACGCUGCCACCGUCCGUCCGGUUCCACCGGACGUCCGUGCGCGUAUCCGGAUUGUAUGGCACGGAAGGAGUCCCGCGUCUACCGGGACGCAUCCUACUGGAUCGUGGACUCACUGUCCCGCGACACCUACGGGCGGGUCAGUGACCUGCGGAACGACGCGGACGGUGAUUCACUCGGCAGCGAGUUCGAGGCGGAAGUUCGUCCGGCAGCAAGCCCACCGCCACCGGUGGUGCUUCCGAAGACACUGGAAGACGACGAAUUGUGCCGUGCCAUACGGCAGCUCAAUGGGCAGUCCCGGAAGUCCCGCGGAAGUCUCCGGAUGGACGUCGACGUCGGUCCGCUCGAUCUCAGUAUACAUCACCGCUGA
Anopheles bellator is the source of this 2000-nucleotide messenger RNA. Its product is annotated as zinc finger protein ZIC 3-like. Gene Ontology annotation, biological process: smoothened signaling pathway; regulation of transcription by RNA polymerase II. The coding region runs from base 423 to 2000 and encodes 525 amino acids. Gene Ontology annotation, molecular function: RNA polymerase II cis-regulatory region sequence-specific DNA binding; DNA-binding transcription factor activity, RNA polymerase II-specific. The record is from RefSeq and is a predicted model, not a curated record. Gene Ontology annotation, cellular component: nucleus. The transcript is spliced from 3 exons. Lineage: Eukaryota; Metazoa; Arthropoda; Insecta; Diptera; Culicidae.